Messenger RNA from Phyllostomus hastatus (greater spear-nosed bat), 631 nucleotides. RefSeq names its product prothymosin alpha-like. The record is from RefSeq and is a predicted model, not a curated record. Lineage: Eukaryota; Metazoa; Chordata; Mammalia; Chiroptera; Phyllostomidae. The transcript has a single exon. Bases 152 to 571 code for a protein of 139 amino acids. Gene Ontology annotation, molecular function: histone binding. Gene Ontology annotation, biological process: positive regulation of transcription by RNA polymerase II; negative regulation of apoptotic process. Gene Ontology annotation, cellular component: nucleus.
GCCAUGUUUGCAUUGUUCCUGUGUGUGCUUUUCCGCUUGCUGCAGCCACCUCUGUCACGUGCCUCCUAAGUUGCCACGGACUUCCACAGCAUUUUUGCCAGAGUUCUCAAAGUCUUACUUUUUAAAAAAUCUGCUGCAUAGGAUCACUGGCAUGCCCACAAUGUCAGAUGUGGCCAUGGAUACCAGCUCCAAGAUCACCACCAAAGACUUAAAGGAGAAGAAGGGAGUGGAAGAGGCAAAGAAUGGAAGAGAUGCACCUGUUAAUGACAAUGCUAAUGAGGAAAAUGGGGAGCAGGGGGCUGACAAUGAGGUAGAUGAAGGAGAGGAAGAAGAAAUGGAGGAGAAGGAAGAGAAGGAGGAAGGUGAUGGUGAGGAAGAGGAUGGAGAUGAAGAUGAGGAGGCUGAGGCAGCCAUGGGCAAUUGGACAGCUAAAGAUGAUGAGAAUAACGAUGUUGACACCAAGAGGCAGAAGUUCGAUGAGGAUGACUGUAAAGCAAAAAAGGAAAACUUAAACUUAAAAAAAAAGGCCACUGUGAUCUAUUUACACUGCACUUCCCAUCUCAGAAUCUAAACAUGGUCACCUUCAAGUAGAGAUUCCCACCCACCCACUGCAGGCAGCACCACUCUCAGG